Molecule: messenger RNA, 2565 nt
Organism: Kazachstania africana CBS 2517
Lineage: Eukaryota; Fungi; Ascomycota; Saccharomycetes; Saccharomycetales; Saccharomycetaceae
Gene: PAT1
Product: deadenylation-dependent mRNA-decapping factor PAT1
Exons: 1
Coding region: 1-2565 (854 amino acids)
Biological process (GO): deadenylation-dependent decapping of nuclear-transcribed mRNA; P-body assembly
Cellular component (GO): P-body
Molecular function (GO): RNA binding
Source: RefSeq, a predicted model, not a curated record
AUGUCCUUUUUUGGUUUUGACGCAUCUUUGCCAAACAGUGAAAAGGUCAAUUCAAAAAAAAAAAAGCCUUUAGAUUUUGAUGAAACUUAUAAAGGUUUAGGUGAUUAUGAACUUGAAGAAAAUGAUUAUUUGAAUAAUGAGACCUUUGGUGCCAAUGUAGAAUUAGGUACGGACUUCGAUUUUGGUCAUGGUGAUUCAACCCCUGUUUCUAAUCCAGACGUUCCACAUAGAUCUUAUGUCGCUGCUGCAUCUACUGGUAUGAAUGUUCCACAGGAAAAUUUAGACACCACUAUAGAUUUGAAACCAAUGGAAUCAUUAUGGGGUGGUAGCGGUCACAAUAAUCAACAAGUAAUGCAACAACCAAUUCAACCAGCGGAGCCUCAAAUUUUAUCAAUGGAAGAAAUUGAAAGACAACAACGUCAAUUACAAAUGAACCCUUCAAUGCAACAACAAGGCGGUUACGUAAUGCCUCCACCGGGUUUUAUGCAACAACAAGGCCCCCCAGGAAACAUGAACAACCAGUUCCCCAACCAAUUCCCACCUCAAUUUGUUCCACCUGGAAUGCCAAAUCAACCUCAAUUCCAACAAAUCCCUCAAGAUUUCCACCAACAAAUGUACCAACCACCAAACCAACAAUUCCAUCCACAGCAGAUGAAUGUGCCACCAUUUCAACAUCCUCAAGCAAUUGAACAACAACAGCAACAACAACCUCGCCCAAAUAUUCAAUCACCACAGGAGAUUCAACCAAAUCAAGCUAUCCAGCAACAACCAAAUGAAGCUAUGAAAUCUCCAUCUGUUGAACAAGAAGCUAUGAAAUCAUCUGUUCAACAACAACAUUUACAAUCUCGUCUAUCUCCACAACAACAUCGUCCUCGCACUAGCUCAAUGUCUAGACAACAACACCAACAACAAAGAAGAGAACCACCAUCUGCGGAAGAACAAAAAAGAUUGCAAAUUCGUCAUGCUAAGGUUGAAAAAAUUUUGAAGCAUUCUGGCUUGAUGACUCCUCGUGAUAAAGAUUUCAUUACACGUUAUCAAUUAUCCCAAAUUGUUACAGAAGAUCCAUACAAUGAGGAUUUUUACUUUCAAGUUUACAAGAUUAUCCAACGUGGUGGUGUUGUUGGUGAAUCUAAUAAAGGCUUGAUUGCACGUGCCUAUUUGGAGCAUUCUGGUCACAGACUUGGUGGGAGAUACAAACGUGCUGACAUAGCUUUACAAAGAAUGCAAAGUCAAGUUGAAAAAGCUGUUACGGUUGCUAAAGAGAGACCACACAAAAAUGCUCUUGAAAUUAAUGAUCUAGAUAAAAAUUCAGAACAUGGUCGUGAUGGUGUUUUAGGUAAAAUCUCUUCUACUUUGAAUAGUAAGGCACCACGUAGACAAUUGCAGAUUCCUUUAAAAUCUGCUAAUUCUAAUGAUAACUCAACUUCUUCUCUUGGUUCUCCAAUUCAAGGAAAUAACAUGAUGAAUGCUGCAACUUCUGGUGCCUUGGAAGAAGUUACUGAAUCCUUAGGUAAUGUGGACAUCAACGCAAAGUCCAGAGUAAGAAGAAGAUCUUCUUAUGCAUUUACUUCUGUGGAUCAAAACUCUGUUCUUUCUAGAUCGGGUGGUAGAAAGUUUGUGUUAAGAUUAAUCGAAACUGUUUAUGGAGAAGUUUUAGAACUUGAAGCCAAUCUAAGAAGUGGUAAGAAGAUUGAUAAUAAUAAAUUAUGGGAUGCUUUACAUAUUGACGAUGAGGCUUACGAAGUUUGUCCAUUUGUGUCAAUGCUAUCUUUCGAUAAAGGUGUCAAAAUUAUGCCAAGAAUUUUCAAUUUCUUAAACAAGGAGCAAAAAUUGAAAUUAUUGCAGAUUUUCUUUUCAGAAUUAUCACAUCUGAAUAUUAUCAUUAUCAGUUCUUACAAGACUAACCCAACACCUUCUGAAUCACAAUUGAAGCAAAUUGAUUUAUUCCAAACCGUUUUCUUAAAGAUUAUCGUUUCAUUUUUAUCAAAUAAUUCGAACUUUAUUGAAAUCAUGGGUUUGUUAUUGCAUCUAAUAAAGAAUAAUAAUGUUUCAUUCAUUUCUACGUCAAAAAUUGGUUUGAAUUUAAUUACCGUAUUAAUAUCUCGUGCAGCUCUUAUUAGACAGGAUUCUAAUAGAAGUAAUAUUUUAUCAUCUCCUGAAAUCUCUACGUGGAAUGAAAUUUAUGAUAAAUUGUUUACUUCAUUGGAAAGCAAAUUAUCAUUGAUUUUCCCACCAAAGGAAUAUACUAAUAAGAUAAUUAGCAUUACCAACGAUCCGCAAUUUUUACAAGAUGAUACCGAAUUGAAUCUAUGUUAUUAUGAUCAGGCCUACAUAUGGCAAUUCUUGGCUUCAUUGGCUUUAAGUGGUAAACUAAAUCAUCAACGUAUCAUAAUUGAUGAAGUCAGGGAUGAAAUCUUUGGUACAAUAACUUUAGCAGAAAGUUUAAAGAGUGUCAACAGUAACGACUCAACAUAUAGACGUGAAAAGCUUUAUCAAGAUUUGAAUUUGUUCUUGAACGUUAUGGGAUUAGUCUCUAGAGAUGGCGAGAUCACUGAAUUGAAAUGA